AUGCGAACAAAUCUUAUUGUUGUCGCUUAUGAGAACAGUGAUAAUGUAGAUCUUCUUGUUACAUACAACAAUGUCUCUUUUGAAAAUCAAAUGACGUUUUCAACUGGCUCUUACCCACAGUCUGUAGCUGUUGGUGAUUUCAACAACGACACCCAACCGGAUAUCGUUGUCGCCAAUUAUGGUGGCAACGAUGUGAGUGUCCUUCUUGGAUUCAUUAUUAUAGGCUUCAUGAAUCAAAUUGCACUCACUGCUGGCCAUGGUUCACGGCCACGAUCGGUUGCUAUUGCUGAUUUUAAUAAUGAUUCUCGAAUGGAUGUUGCGCUCGCUAAUUCAGGUUCUCAUACCAUCGCAAUUUUUCUUGGAGAUGGCAAUUAUUCGUUUUCUAAUCUAACGACAUAUUCAACUGGUUCUACACCCAUAUCUAUAGCUGUUGGCGAUUUUAAUAACGAUAGUCGAUCUGAUAUCGUUGUUGCUAAUUAUGACUCUCAAACGGUAAGUGUUUUUCUGGGAUAUGACAAUGGUUGCUGUUCAAAUCAAUCGACAUAUUCUACUGGACCCGACUCCUAUCCGGACUUUGUAGCUGUUGGAGAUUUUAAUAACGAUACUGUAAUAGAUAUUGUCGUGAUCAUUCAAGGCACUAACAAUUUGGGAAUAUUCCUCGGAUAUGGCAAUGGUACGUUCUCAAGUGUUACUCUGAUGCCGAUGGGUUACGGUUCAAAGCCAUUUUGUGUUCUUAUUGGUGACUUCAACGAUGACAGAAAGUUGGACUUUGCCGUGGCGAAUGAGGGCACGGAUAGUUUAUCCAUGUUUUUACAGACUUGUUAA
Molecule: messenger RNA, 825 nt
Organism: Rotaria socialis
Lineage: Eukaryota; Metazoa; Rotifera; Eurotatoria; Philodinida; Philodinidae
Source: the annotation of a GenBank genome assembly